Funneliformis geosporum is the source of this 1455-nucleotide messenger RNA. The record is from the annotation of a GenBank genome assembly. Lineage: Eukaryota; Fungi; Glomeromycota; Glomeromycetes; Glomerales; Glomeraceae.
AUGUCAGAAAAUAUAUGUCAUCGUUACAAGAAGCAAACCCAAGAUAAUAAUAUCCUAACACCACCACCACCUUUAUCUGAUAUUACGCGACAAAUCAACAAUGUAAAUUGUAGACUUGAACCUUUUGAACCUGUAACUCCAACUCCAGCUCUACCACCGAAAAAAAGGAUAAAGUGCGAUAAUUUACAGAGUAAUUCUCAACUAUCUUCGCGUUCAAAUAAAAAUUUUAAUCCAUAUUAUGGAUUAACAUUACAAAAUGCAUUAUUUCAAAGGGAAAUUUGGGGAACUACUGUAAUGGGUGGUUCAACCAUGGCUUCAAAAAGAUGGAAUGUUUCAACACGUUUUUUUAUAAAAGAUUUCAAAAACACGGAUAAUGAUGUAUUUAGAUUUCUUGGUGAUAGAAAUUUCGUUGCACCAUUCGUUUGUUCUUUCAGUCAUGUGGCGCGUAACGGAAAGCUUCUAGCCGCAGCAGACGAGGAAGGGAUGGUGGGUUUUAUUGAUGCUAGAUAUAAUAACACUUUGGAACUUCAACGGGUUCGUACUGAAUUUCGUGCACAUGAUAAUGCUGUCUUUGAUGUUAUGUGGAGUCAUGAUGAUUGUUCAAUGGUUACCGCCUCUGGUGAUCAAACUGCGAAAUUGUGGGACGUGGAAUCACAGCAAUGCAAGGCAACAUUUGGUGGACAUACUUGCAGUAUCAAAUCAGUUAAUUUUAAUCCUUUAAACCCAAAUUUGUGGGUGACAUCUUCAAGAGAUGGAAAUAUAUUUAUCUGGGAUACCCGCUCAAAUGGAUUACGUUCCGAGGGUGAAAUAUUCUUUAAACCAGUUAUCAGCAUUCGAAAUGCACAUUUACACGACACCCUAAAAAAGAAGUCAAGAAAAUGUUUUCAACUUCCUCCAAUUAGAAGCAAACCGACUAGCAGUGUAACUGGAGUGCGGUUUUUGAUGCAUCAGGAUUUAUUAUUGGCAUCAUCUGGAGCUAGUAAUAGUAUUAUCAAGUAUUGGGAUUUACGAAAUCAGGACGCGUCAAAUAAUCCGAUACCGGUUCAAACUUCUAUUAAUGGUUCCUUUGCCAAACGUCCUCAUGGAAUUUCAGAUUUAAUUUUAGAUAAAAGUGGUACUCGUUUAUAUGCCAAUAGUACAGAUAAUCAUAUUUAUAUGUAUGAUGCUACAAAUCUAGGAGCUUCUAUUGGUUGUUUUACUAGUCCAAAUUACAGAUGUUCUUCAUUUUAUGUUCGAUUGGCUUGCUCACCUGAUGGUCGUUAUAUUGCAAGUGGAUCAAGUGAUAAAUCCAUUUAUAUUUGGGAGGUUGAUUUCCCAAAUGGCGACCCUGUUAUUUUGAAAGCUCAUGAAAAUGAAGUUACGAGUUUAAAUUGGUCAAAAGAUAUUGAAACCUUUGCUUCAUGCUCUGAUGAUACGACUCUCCGUAUUUGGCGUAUUAAUGGUUCUGAAAAGUAA